UGAAGCCCAAGACAUCACAGGAAGUAAGAGGAACACACAACACAAUGACAAGAAACCUGGUGAUCAUUGCUUUAAUAGCUGUCUCUUUGGUUUCAGCACAACAUAUCACUUUUGAUGGCGCUAGAUGUUUAUGUCACAGAACCAGGAAUACAUUUAACAUUCCUCCAAAUGUAAUUAAGAAUGUAGAAAUAUUUCCUGCAUCUGCUUCUUGUGAGCAUAUGGAGAUUAUUAUAAACAUGAAAGACGGCAGGCAAAUCUGCUUGGAUCCCAAAGUUCAGAAGAUAAGAAAUAUGUUCUUCAGCUUUCAAGGAAGAAGACUAAAGGAAUCAUACAUUGAAGCUAUAUAAUAAUAUUACAACUUCAACGCAAGGAGUUACUUUCCGAAAAAGUGGAUUUUUUGUUUGUUUACUCUUCUGUAUUGUGAGGAAAUAUACUUUUGAAUAAUUUGUAUCUUUUUCAGAGAAACUUAUUUUUUACUGCCCAUCAUAAAACAAUUUAUAUUUGUGAAAUAGAGCACUGAAAAAUGCAUCCUGAACAGUAAAUUUUAUUUUCGAUAAUGCUAAUUAUAUACAAGAUAGCUAUACUGUAUGACACAAUUAAUGCUGAAAUGAAAUACUGUGAUAAUGUUAAAAUUUAACAGUGUGAGAAAUUGUUUAGAAAUAACUGAACUUAGAUGAGAUAAA
Protopterus annectens (West African lungfish) is the source of this 683-nucleotide messenger RNA. RefSeq names its product interleukin-8-like. The record is from RefSeq and is a predicted model, not a curated record. NCBI's taxonomy places the organism in Eukaryota, Metazoa, Chordata, Ceratodontiformes, Protopteridae. Gene Ontology annotation, biological process: neutrophil chemotaxis; cellular response to lipopolysaccharide; inflammatory response. The coding region runs from base 45 to 347 and encodes 100 amino acids. Gene Ontology annotation, cellular component: extracellular region. The transcript has 4 exons. Gene Ontology annotation, molecular function: CXCR chemokine receptor binding; chemokine activity.